Caenorhabditis remanei is the source of this 1014-nucleotide messenger RNA. RefSeq lists its product as uncharacterized. The record is from RefSeq and is a predicted model, not a curated record. NCBI's taxonomy places the organism in Eukaryota, Metazoa, Nematoda, Chromadorea, Rhabditida, Rhabditidae. Gene Ontology annotation, molecular function: oxidoreductase activity. The transcript has 4 exons. The coding region runs from base 1 to 1014 and encodes 337 amino acids.
AUGACGUCUUUUGUCUCUUCAUCACGCCUCUUUCCACUCCUUCAGUCCUCUCACUGGGCGGUACUUCGAACAUGGGCGGAGCCAGUCAAAGUGUUCAAAACGGCGAAACCAUCAUCGUUUGCUGCAUCAAAUAUCACUUUUCAUCGUUCUGCUCACCAAAUGCCUCGUGUUUUGAUAACUGGCGGUACCGAUGGAAUUGGACGAGAAGCCGCAUUGAAGCUCGCCGCCGACCAGCACGAAAUCACUAUUUCCGGACGAGACCCGAACAAAGCGAAAGAUGUCAUCGAGCAAUGUCAAAAGAAAUUUAAUAAUACACCUCGAUUCUUGCAAGCCGACUUAUCACUGGAGAAUGAAGUGACCAAAUUCGCGAAUCAAGUUGCAAAAGAGAAAUAUGACAUCUGUAUUCUCAACGCUGGCGUCAUGAAUCCGAAACCGGGGCGUACUUGUGAGGAUCGUGAAGCCACAAUGAUGACUAAUUUGAUUUCGUCGUACAUGAUUGCACACAAGAUUCUCGAUAGUCGGAAGGAUGACAAGCCACUUCACUUCGUUUUCAGCACAUCGAUUCUUGUAAAAUUCCACAACGCCACUCCGCUUGGUCUUCGUUUCUUCAACCCACAAAAAUUAUCGGAUUGGCAAAAGUCUCUGGUUCCAUCAGACGUCUCCGGUGCUGGAAAGUAUGCCAUCUCGAAGAUCGGACUCGCCACUCUUUCUUCUACAAUUUCACUUUCAAAUCUUCCGAAUGUGACGGCGACAAGUGUUCAUCCAGGAACAGUCUACACAAAUAUCAUGUCGAAUUUGCCGGCUCGUCAACAAUUUUACAUUAAACUCGCUCGUCCAUUCACCACAUCACUCAGUGAUGCUGGUGCCAAUUUGGUUCGUGCUGCGAAGAAUCCAUUGCCAGCUGGAAUGUUUUAUCAGGCGAACAAAGCGACAAAGCUGCCAGAAUUUGUAUAUUCGGAAUCAAGUAUUGCAGCAUUCGAGGAGGUUUUCGAUCAAUUCAAAAUUCGCGAUUGA